CGGGCCCGUGCCCGGGGGCGGGGAGCGGCGGCGGCCGGGCGCGCUGGGAGCGGCGGCGGGCGCGGUGCGAUGGCGGGCUGGGCGCUGCGGGUCCUGGCGCUGGCGCUGCUGGCGGCGCUGCCCGCGGCCGUGCUGGGCGACACGCCGGCAAACUGCUCCUUCGCAGACCUGCUGGGCGCCUGGGAGCUCCGCGUCUGGCGGGCCGGCGGCCGCCACGGCAACUGCUCGCAGGCGGGGCCUGUGGAGAAAAAAGUCGUUGUCAAUCUUCAGAAGCUAGAUGUGGCUCAGGAUAGUCUGGGCAACUAUGGUUUCUUCACUUUGAUUUACAAUCAAGGCUUUGAAAUUGUGAUAAAUGACUACAAAUGGUUUGCAUUUUUUAAGUACAAAAAGGAAGGCCAGAAUGUAACCAGCUACUGUAAUGAGACCCUACCAGGAUGGGUGCACGAUGUGCUUGGCCACAACUGGGCUUGUUUCACAGGACACAAGAUUUCUUCAUCUCCGUCCGAUGUUCACAUCAAUGAGCUACCUCUCCACAAGCCCAGGGGAAGACUCUCCCACAGACGUUACGUGCACAACUUUGACUUUGUAAAUGCUAUCAAUGCUCACCAGAAGUCAUGGAGAGCGACAAGAUACAAGGAGUAUGAGAAUUUUGCCCUGGAAGAACUAACUAAAAGAGCAGGGGGUAUCUAUUCUAGAGCCUCAAGACCAAAGUCUGCACCUCUAACACCUGAGUUACUCAAGAAAGUUUCAAGCUUGCCAGAAUCCUGGGACUGGAGAAAUGUGAAUGGUGUCAAUUAUGUCAGCCCUGUUCGGAAUCAAGGCUCAUGUGGCAGCUGUUACGCAUUUUCUUCCAUGGCCAUGCUGGAAGCAAGGAUACGUAUCCUCACAAACAACACUCAGAAACCGGUCUUCAGUCCCCAGCAGGUUGUGUCUUGCAGCCAGUAUUCUCAGGGUUGUGAUGGUGGCUUUCCAUAUCUCAUUGGUGGAAAGUAUGUCCAAGACUUCGGUGUGGUGGAAGAGGACUGCUUCCCUUACACAGCCCAAGACUCUCCGUGCCUCUUCAAGCGCAGCUGCUACCACUACUACACCUCUGAGUACCACUAUGUUGGUGGUUUCUAUGGAGGCUGCAAUGAAGCCCUGAUGAAACUUGAGCUUGUUAUGCAUGGCCCAAUGGCUGUUGCCUUUGAGGUUUAUAAUGAUUUCAUGCUUUACAAAGAGGGGAUCUACCAUCACACUGGGCUGCAGGAUGAUUUAAAUCCAUUUGAAUUGACCAAUCAUGCUGUCUUACUGGUGGGCUAUGGUAAAGACCCAGAAAGUGGUGAGAAAUUCUGGAUUGUGAAGAACAGCUGGGGCACCUCAUGGGGAGAAGAUGGCUACUUCAGAAUCCGCCGUGGCACUGAUGAAUGUGCAAUUGAGAGCAUUGCAGUGGCUGCAACUCCUAUUCCAAAGUUAUAAUGUAAAGGUCUUCAUGCAGUGCCUUGUUCUGAGCCAUAAGACAUACUGAAGGUUGAAGCUUCUGGUUAAAAUCUGUCCCCUAGCUUGAAAAGGCAGCUUUGAGGAAUUUUUCUACAGUAGAGCAGUUUCCAUAUGUGGGAAGGUGAACUCUGUUAAUUCUGCACUGUGCACUGGAAGCUUCCUCUCAAGUCUGACAGUA
Prinia subflava (tawny-flanked prinia) is the source of this 1654-nucleotide messenger RNA. RefSeq names its product cathepsin C (gene CTSC). The coding region runs from base 70 to 1455 and encodes 461 amino acids. NCBI's taxonomy places the organism in Eukaryota, Metazoa, Chordata, Aves, Passeriformes, Cisticolidae. The transcript is spliced from 7 exons. The record is from RefSeq and is a predicted model, not a curated record. Gene Ontology annotation, molecular function: cysteine-type endopeptidase activity. Gene Ontology annotation, cellular component: lysosome.